This is a messenger RNA of Peronospora belbahrii, 525 nucleotides long. The record is from the annotation of a GenBank genome assembly. NCBI's taxonomy places the organism in Eukaryota, Oomycota, Peronosporomycetes, Peronosporales, Peronosporaceae.
AUGCCUUUGUACGGAGAUGAAGAGGUGGUAAUUCAGCACGUUGAAGAAUCAGAUGAAAUGUCUGCAGAGCUAUGUAAUGACGGCUACGAUGACGACAAUGGAGACUAUUUGGUCUUGAUGGGAGAUCACUUAGCAUUCCACUACGAAGUUUUGAGCGCUUUAGGCCAAGGAUCGUUUGGACAGGCACUGAAGGAGGUGUGUCUCUUGGCGCAGCUUCAGCGUGAAGCAGUAGCGUGCGAUGAGGAUCCUCACAUCGUGCAUUUGGAGGAACACUUUUGGUUUCGAAAUCACGUGUGCAUCGCCUUUGAGGUGCUGGGCACGAACCUGUAUGAUUUCUUGAGGAUGCGACACUUUCGCGGUGUGGCUAUGAGUAGCGUGCGUACUGUUGGCAAGCAGCUGGCACAAGCGUUGAAGUUCCUCAAGCUGCAGCAGGUUAUUCACUGUGAUCUUAAGCCGGAAAAUGUAGUGCUGAUGCAAUAUGUGGGACAGGAGAUGUGCAGAACGCAGACAGUGUGGCCAACGUGA